Molecule: messenger RNA, 522 nt
Organism: Gaeumannomyces tritici R3-111a-1
Lineage: Eukaryota; Fungi; Ascomycota; Sordariomycetes; Magnaporthales; Magnaporthaceae
Exons: 2
Coding region: 1-282 (93 amino acids)
Source: RefSeq, a predicted model, not a curated record
AUGCGGAUCUUACAUCGGCACCUUAUACCGGUGGCGGGUAGCAAGGUGCCCCCGGGUUCGCAGCCUUCGGAACCACCACCACCACGGGGGGUCGUCUUCCAUCAGUCAGCUUCACAGCAACUCGACAGCGCAUUUUCGGCAUCCUCGGACAGCGCCCCGCCCAGGAAGCUGGACUUCCUCAUGGACACGCUCACGCGGGUACCGCGUCUCAUCCAAAAGCCGACCUGGUGCACCUACGUCUCGUCUCCCAGCUUGAGCCAGGCGCCUAUCGGACAGGACUAGGUGUACAUGUAGUGCCUAGGCAACGCAAGUAAGGAGUGCUACGAGGGUGGUGUUUUCCCCGAACCCAAUCCACGACCCUCCACCGGCGCGUUGAAGGUCCGUGGCUGGAUCGUUGGAAUUAUGCAGCAUACGUAUACUUUGUCCUCGGCUCUCACGGCACUGGGCACUUUCAUGGACGCUUCGUGGAUGAUGGACGGGCGUCUUAGAGAGGGACUUUUCGCCAUGGCCGUUGUAUUCGCC